This is a messenger RNA of Botrytis byssoidea, 249 nucleotides long. RefSeq lists its product as uncharacterized. Bases 1 to 249 code for a protein of 82 amino acids. Lineage: Eukaryota; Fungi; Ascomycota; Leotiomycetes; Helotiales; Sclerotiniaceae. The record is from RefSeq and is a predicted model, not a curated record. The transcript has 2 exons.
AUGAAUUCUGAGAAUACCGGGUUUGAAACGAAUGAGACUGUUUCUACAUUCCAAACCUCAAAUUCAAAAGAAUGGAAAAUGCGGCAUCAAUGUACCAUUAAUAUACCUCUGCAUCCUCUCACCCGUUUGACUUCCGAUCAGGCAACCAGCUCACAUCCGUCGCAUUAUCUCGCCUGUUUCAAAGUAGCAUCUGCAAGAAAGUCUUCUAAAGCAGGCCGUGCUUCUAAACCUGGUGCUCCAGGUGAAUGA